CUCGCAGAGGCGUUGGAGAUGUUCUCAGUUAGGCCACCAUCACCACCACCAGCUCCACCGCUGUCUCUCCCCGUGCCUCUCUUUCGCUCUUCACAAUGAAGAAGAAGAACCGCGAAGCAGCCUCCGGACUCCGCCUCCUGCUCCUCCGGCGCCGCCGGUUACAGUCUCGCCUCCGCCUCCUCGCUCCGGUGGUCUCCGCCGUGUCCGGCGUCAUUCUCCUUCUCUUCGCGCUGUUCACUUUCCUUGCUCCGGCUCCGAUCAGCAGAAAUGAGCUCCUCUUCCGCCGGAACAGCUCGUUGAGCAGUGGAUUGGAGGCUCAAUCGAGUGCCGAUCGGGACGUUGUAUUUCGUGUUCCGGCUACUGGAGGGAGUUUAGGUAAUGAUAUGUGGACUUCGAGGUUAUCGAAAUUCUACUAUGGUUGCAGUAAUGCUAGCGUUAAGUUCUCCAAAGUUGGUGUCAGCACACAACGGAAUAGAUACUUGUUGAUUGCUACCAGUGGAGGCUUAAAUCAACAAAGAACAGGGAUAACAGAUGCAGUUGUUGCAGCUCGUAUUUUGAAUGCCACUCUUGUUGUUCCCAAGUUGGACCAGAAAUCUUUUUGGAAGGAUAGCAGCAACUUUGCUGAAAUCUUUGAUGCGGAUUGGUUUAUUUCAUUUCUAUCAAAAGAUGUUAAAAUCAUUAAACAGCUUCCUAAAGAGGGAAGGAAGAUUAUGGCUCCAUAUACCAUGCGUGUUCCAAGGAAGUGCACUCCAAGUUGCUAUCAGAAACGUGUCUUACCUGUUCUCACUAAAAAGCAUGCUGUUCAGCUCACUAAGUUUGAUUAUAGGCUUUCAAAUAGGCUGGACAUGGAUUUACAAAAGCUGAGAUGUAGAGUUAACUACCAUGCUUUGAAAUUUACCGAUUCAAUUCUUGAAAUGGGUAAAAAGUUGGUUGAGAGGAUGAGGAUGAAAAGCAAGCAUUUCAUUGCCCUGCAUUUGAGGUUUGAACCUGAUAUGCUUGCAUUCUCUGGAUGCUAUUAUGGUGGAGGAGAAAAAGAAAGGACAGAACUGGGCGCAUUAAGGAAGAGGUGGAAAACUUUACAUAUACGCAACCCUGAUAAGGAAAGGAGGCAGGGAAAAUGCCCCCUCACUCCAGAGGAAGUUGGUCUUAUGCUGAGAGCAUUGGGCUUUGGUAGUGAUGUUCACAUCUAUGUGGCAUCUGGUGAAGUAUACGGAGGUGAAACAACAUUAGCACCCCUCAAGGCACUCUUCCCAAAUUUCCAUUCAAAAGAUACUAUAGCCAGUGAGGAAGAGCUGGCCCCAUUUUCGUCCUUUUCUUCUCGUAUGGCUGCCCUAGACUUCAUUGUUUGUGAUGAAAGUGAUGUUUUUGUCACCAACAACAAUGGCAACAUGGCUAGAAUGUUGGCUGGACGAAGGAGAUACUUUGGCCAUAAACCCACAAUCCGACCCAAUGCUAAAAAGCUCUAUCGCUUGUUCAUGAAUCGAAAUAACAUGACAUGGGAAGAGUUCGCCUCUGGGGUGCGAAGUCGUCAAAUUGGCUUCAUGGGGGAGCCAAAUGAGGUAAGGCCUGGCAGGGGCGAGUUUCAUGAAAACCCGUCCUCCUGCAUAUGUGAACUUCCCGAAGCCAAGGCCAGAGGAGAUUUAGGUUCUAAAGUACAGGCUAAUGUCGGGACUGAGGACCUGAGCACAGGGAAGGAUAGUGAACAGGCGGAUGAGCAGCCAACUGAGGAUGAGCAUGAUUGGAUUGAUAUGGACUAUUCAGAGAAUGAAAAUGGCCUUCAAGGGAAAGGGUCCCUCAACCUAACAGACUCAGAUUUGGGCGGUCUUCUCAAGGCCGAUCCCCAGCCAGAAUUGGAAGAGAUGUUCUCGGACUAAAUGAAUGAACCAACAUUUCCCUUGGGCAGAGCUGUAUGGUGUACCUAGCCCAUUCUUACAUCAAAUUCUUUGGGUCAUAUUUUGUUACCCCUUCACAUUUGCUUCCAUGAUUUCUUAUCAAAGAGGCAGUGGCAAAAAAACAUUUUUUGUAUAUAAGAGCCGUUGGCAAUUGGGCGAUUGAAUCCGAGUCCUGCAAGUAACAGCUCAGUAGCAAGGCAGAAACAUCGGGCACCUGUCUGAAGACCAGGGUCAUGGAAAAAAAAGUGGAAUUUGCGGUGUUUUUCCUAGAAAAGUUGUAUUUAUAGAGGCGUGGAUGAAAAGAUUGGUUUAGGAAAUGCAAAGCUCUUUUUUUUUUUUA
Messenger RNA from Vitis riparia (riverbank grape), 2232 nucleotides. Its product is annotated as O-fucosyltransferase 16-like. The coding region runs from base 96 to 1874 and encodes 592 amino acids. The record is from RefSeq and is a predicted model, not a curated record. The transcript has 10 exons. Lineage: Eukaryota; Viridiplantae; Streptophyta; Magnoliopsida; Vitales; Vitaceae.